GUUAUAUAUUUUCGUUUACAAACAAGCCUACAGAGAAUAAUUUGACAGCUCAACCUGGAAAAGGAAAGGGUGGUGUAUACCUAUAUUAUAUGUCGUCUAUAUAUUGAAUAUAUAUAUUGAAAAUUACUCGAGCGACAUCUGGUCGUUUUAGUUCAGGUCUCACAAUAAAUAAUAAAAAGACGAAAUGACUGUUGGUGGAAAAAUAUUGAUAACAUCAAAACGUGCAGCAUGUGAAUUUAAUAUUUUGAGAAAACCAAUUAAAGGAUGUUAUUGCGUUAAUAGUAAUCGCAGUCAAUUAAAAUUAAAAUCGAUUAACACAACUGUCGAUAACCAUCUUUGGCCAUGUGAUUAUUGCAAGAGUAAUUUUAAUGUAAAAUUAAGUGAUUUUUCGAUUAUUAAUGACAGAAAAAUUAAUCCACCAUCACCAACAGAAUCAACAUUUACCUCUGAUAUAUUUAAAAAAGUUUAUGAAAAAUCAAAUUAUACUCCAAGAUCGGAAUUUCUUCGCAAUGUUAAAAAUAAAUUGUUGCCUAAAAAUUAUAAGUACACUGAGAAAUCAAAGUCCCAAAUGUCUUUAUCAACUGAUAGACAAAAAUCUUCUAAAAAAUCACACACUGAAGAUGAUUAUUUGACUGAUGAGUCCGGAAAUUCUCAAAUAUUUGACUCAAAAACUACUAAAUCAGCGGAAAAUAAUAGUUCUACUCCAAAAAUAAAAACUAUCUUUACAUCUACAAUACCAUCAUACAGAAAAUCAUCAAUUGAUAAACUGAAAUCGAAAAAAACACUUCGUUCGUUAUCAAAAUUAAAUUCUAGACAACAAGAUGAACAAUUGAUCACUAAACCGACUUUAUUAGAUAGCAAUAAUAAAACACCUAGAAUUAUUGUACAAAAUAAUUGCGAUUAUGACAGUUGUUUCAUAAAUGAAAGAGGUAGAAAUUUGAAUAGCCGUAAACAAACAUGUUCUAAAUGCGGUGGAAAACAAUCAUCACUGCUGUUUAUUAAUAACAAAAAUGAUCUAGAGGAAAAGGAGACGUUUAAACUGGAUAAGUUUCGUAAAAUAAACUAUUUUGAUACUCAUGGUUCUAGUCAUACUCUGCUGUCAAUCGACUCACCAGUAGAAUUAGUUGAUCAGUAUAAACUCAAUGAUCGACUUUUUCUUGAACCAGUUGAUAAAAUAAAUCCUCAUGAUCUAGUGGUGUCAUUGCCAAUUAUUAAGAAAAAAAAUUUCCAACAAAUAGCUCACUAUUUUCCUCGGAAUAUUAUUGUAGAUCAAUAUUGUAAAGACAAUAUUGAUACUAUCAAUAAAGAAAAACAAUAUACCCACAAAAAGAGCCCACUCACUGACGCAAAUUCUCAUCUCAUUGAGUUAAAUAAUUUAAUUUCUGUUAAUAAAAAGCAAUCACUAUCUCUUAUUACUAAUAAUAAUAGUCUUGCAUUGAAAUUUCAGAAAAAAAAAAUUUUAUAGUAUAGACAUAUGUUUAUGAGUGAUUCAAUAAUCGUGUUCUUGACAUUGAACAACAUAUAUGUACAUGUAAUUAAAUUUUAUAAUACCCGUUUGACCAUGUAAAACUCGUUUUCAUCUUAAAUAUAUAUAUAUAUUUUUAAGGUAUUGACCUCAUUUUAAGUGUAACGUAAAUUUUCAGUUAUUGUUAUUAUUAUUAUUAGAUAUAGAAUUCAACACAAUUAAAUCAAAGUCAUACUUUUCUUCGUACUAAAUAAUAGCCAGUGUAUUUAUAUA
Molecule: messenger RNA, 1738 nt
Organism: Microplitis mediator
Lineage: Eukaryota; Metazoa; Arthropoda; Insecta; Hymenoptera; Braconidae
Exons: 2
Coding region: 185-1465 (426 amino acids)
Source: RefSeq, a predicted model, not a curated record